Messenger RNA from Cynara cardunculus var. scolymus (artichoke), 1271 nucleotides. RefSeq names its product zinc finger protein VAR3, chloroplastic-like. Lineage: Eukaryota; Viridiplantae; Streptophyta; Magnoliopsida; Asterales; Asteraceae. The coding region runs from base 32 to 1195 and encodes 387 amino acids. Gene Ontology annotation, molecular function: mRNA binding. The transcript has 6 exons. The record is from RefSeq and is a predicted model, not a curated record. Gene Ontology annotation, cellular component: cytoplasm.
AGCCAAAAUUGCUCAAUCGCUAGUAAAAAUAAUGUUUCAGAAUCUUUCCCAAACCCUAAAAUCAUUACCCAAAUCAGUGAUAUCAAUUUCCUAUCUUCAUACCCGCAACAAAACCCUAAUCUCGAAUCCCGCGAUAAAUUUCAUCUUGGAUGAAUUUGAAGACCUUCAAUCAUCAAACCCAGUUAGCAUUUCAACACAACAGGCUCCCAAAACCGCAGAACCAGUUGACUCUGGAUCAUCGAGUAUUCAGAAUGAGCAAGAGUGGCCGGAAUGGGUUGGGUUGAUGGAGAAGUUGAUGAAAAAUGGAUACUUUGAUGGUGUUGGGAAUCCAUUUCGAAGUGGAGGGUUGAUUGAUGGGAAGGGUUGUAAUCAAAUUCGGACCGCUUGUCUCAAUUUUGCGCGUGAUCGGCCUGGUCUCAUGAGCCACCUUAAGAAUAGAGAUAUACAGACAGUUGCAGGAUCUGGCUGUCCAAGCAUGGACAGGAAAGUUGUGAACUCAGGGAAACGGCUAAGGGCGCACAUGUCUAUCGAUGAAGGAAAUCAGGUUUGCAGCUCCUGCAUUUUGAGGGGAAACUGUGAGAGGGCACAUGUGAAGGCACGCGAAGAUGAAGGUGGCCGCACUGUGGAUGUCAUGCGUCUUGUACUCACGUACGGCCUUAAUCAUAUUACUAGCUCAGAUGUUAGUGAGCCAUUCUUAAACAAAAGGCUGGAGGAAGCAAUAAGAAGUUUAAUUAAAGAUAUGGUGAAAUUUAGCAAGGAUGAACUCGAUUAUGAUAAUUCAAAACGGGUUCCAUCUGUCCAUAGAAGUCCAACUCAACAACAAGAACACAUAUCGAUCGUUUCUACAACCCAAAGCGACUGGAAUUGUCCCAAAUGCAAGUUCUUGAAUUUUGCCAGAAACGUCAAGUGUAAGGUCUGUAAUAGCCUAUUAUUCCAUGAAAGACAUCAGGGAUCAUGGAACAGUCGGGAGUUUAGCCAGUUGAAGAAGGGAGAUUGGCUAUGUAUAAGAUGCCAUUUUCUAAAUUUUGCCAAGAACACAAGAUGUUUGCAGUGCCAUACGAACCCACCGAAGAGGCAGCUUAACCCUGGGGAAUGGGAGUGCGACUCAUGCAACUACAUAAACUUCAAAAGAAACAUGGUAUGCUUGAAAUGCGAUCAUAAACGCCCAAAAGCUUUCAAUAACUCCACCUCUUGAUUACAACAAUCGAUCAAGGUAAUUUGGUUCAGCAAUGCUUCAUGUCACCACAGGCAAGCACAACUUCAAAUUUUCG